Eutrema salsugineum is the source of this 457-nucleotide messenger RNA. RefSeq names its product DNA-directed RNA polymerases II, IV and V subunit 12. Gene Ontology annotation, cellular component: RNA polymerase I complex; RNA polymerase II, core complex; RNA polymerase III complex. The coding region runs from base 108 to 263 and encodes 51 amino acids. The transcript is spliced from 4 exons. Gene Ontology annotation, molecular function: zinc ion binding; DNA-directed RNA polymerase activity; DNA binding. Gene Ontology annotation, biological process: DNA-templated transcription. Lineage: Eukaryota; Viridiplantae; Streptophyta; Magnoliopsida; Brassicales; Brassicaceae. The record is from RefSeq and is a predicted model, not a curated record.
ACACGCAUUAUUAAUCCUUUUCUCGUCUCUUGCUCCACUUUCUCGUCUCUUCGCUCGUGUUUGAAAUCACCGCAUAAACCCUAGCUUUUUGGAUUCGAUUCGAAGUCAUGGAUCCACAGCCCGAACCAGUUACUUACGUCUGCGGAGAUUGUGGACAAGAGAACACUUUGAAGUCUGGGGAUGUGAUCCAAUGCCGAGAAUGUGGGUACCGUAUUCUAUACAAGAAGCGCACCCGUAGAGUUGUUCAAUACGAAGCUCGCUAGAACGACAAACCCCUGAAGAUGUUUGGAACUCUGGUUUCCUGCUGUUGUUUGUAACAUAUAAUGACUAGAAAAUCUGUCUCUGGUUUUGCUUAGUGGCUUGUUUUGGUUACAAUGAUUGUGACACUGAAAUUUCUUUGCCUUUUUGGUAAAUGAAGAAAGCAUGUAUGCUAACGAAUUCACAUUGGUGGAAGCCA